Molecule: messenger RNA, 8010 nt
Organism: Mytilus trossulus (common blue mussel)
Lineage: Eukaryota; Metazoa; Mollusca; Bivalvia; Mytilida; Mytilidae
Product: band 4.1-like protein 2
Exons: 27
Coding region: 149-6016 (1955 amino acids)
Cellular component (GO): cytoskeleton; plasma membrane
Molecular function (GO): actin binding; structural molecule activity
Source: RefSeq, a predicted model, not a curated record
CAGUGCACCUAAAUUAUGCAACAAAACGGAAGCAUUUUUAAAGCGAUUUAUGAAAUGUGAUAUGUGUUGAUGAUUGAGCAUCCUUACUAUCAGACAUUUGACUAGCAGGCGGAUGAACUGAGGAGUAGAGUAUUUGAUAGGAUAAGCCAUGGCCGAAGAAAAGGGGAAAAUCGAAGAAAUUAAUUCUCCAGAGACAGAAAAGUUUCUAUCAGACAAUGUGGAUGAUAAUAAAGCUGAGAAAAAUUUCGAGAAACAAGUGAUAAAUUGUGAGCCCGCAGUGAUGAAUGGACCCGGUGUUUCACCCUCUCAGUCUAUGGAAUCUGACAGCAACCUCAAAACUGAGACGUCAGAGUCCAAUUCUAUGGAAUUUUCGCAGGAUUUACAACAUGAUGAUAUGGACGAUAGUACAAAACUUGCUGAAAAUAUCAUCCAAACUCAGUCAAUACCUCAGGAAGUAGCUGCAAACAUUGAACAGGUAAACAACACUACAGAGAACGCAUCUACUUCUUUAGCCGACAAUAGUGAUGUGAAUCCAAGUAAACCAGAAGAAACAAUAGAGUCUACUGAAACACCUUCAAAUGUUGCGGUAGAGCAAGACACAGAACAUAAUGUACCUAUAGGGAUCGUGAAAACUGGCAAUGGAUCAGUAGAAGAGAAAAAAGAAGUCUGUCCUAAAACCACAAAACCACCAACAAAGGCCAAGCCAAGAUCUGGCAAAAUGGUGUUUUGUAAAAUUCAUCUUUUAGAUGGACAGUUAUAUGAAACAGAUGUUACAAAAAAUGCAACUGGCAAAGAAUUGUUUGAUAAAGUUUGUGCUUAUUUAACAUUACAAGAGAAAGAUUAUUUUGGUUUACAGUAUCAGAAUAACAACGUUAAAUUCUGGUUGAAUAAUGAAAAGAAAAUAUUGAAACAAGUCAAGGGCGGUACCAGUGUCUUUGACUUUUCAGUAAAGUUUUAUCCCCCAGAACCCCUGGCAAUGUUAGAGGACCUUUCUAGAUUUCAACUUUGUUUACAAGUCAGAUUUGACAUCUUUAAUGGAAAAUUACCCUGUUCCUUUACCACCUUGGCUGUUGUUGGCUCUUACAUGGUCCAGGCAGAAGUUGGUGACUAUGACAACAUUGAUGAGUACGAGUUUGGCCCAGGAGAUAGUUAUUUAGAUAAAAUAGAAUAUGCACCAAACAAAUCACCAGAAAUGAGAUCCAAAGUAUACGAAUUACACAAAACACACAAAGGUUUAACACCAGAAGAAGCAGAAUUGCAAUAUUUAGAAAAUGCCAAAAAAUUAGCUAUGUAUGGUGUUGAUUUACAUCAAGCUAGAGAUUCAACAGGAGUAAAGUUAAUGUUAGGUGUAUGUGCCAGUGGUAUACAAGUAUAUAAAGACAAAUUAAGAAUUAACAGAUUUGUGUGGCCCGCCAUUUUAAAACUUUCAUACAAAAGGAAUAACUUUUAUGUAAAGAAAAGACCUACAGAGAAUGAAAAAGAUGGUGAGACGAUUGGUUUUAAAUUAGAAAAUCAUAAAAUGGCUAAAAGAUUAUGGAAAACCUGUGUAGAACACCAUGCUUUCUUUAGAUUACAUCAAUCAGAUCCACCUAAAAGUUCAACAUUUCCUAGAUUUAACUCAAAGUUUAGAUAUUCUGGUAGAACACAAAAACAAGUCCGAGAUGAAGUGGAAAAGAUUGAAAACAAACCAAAAUUCGACAGAACACACUUCAAAUACAGCUCAAUGCCACAAACAAACAAUACAGAAGGUUAUAACCAUGGUUACCCAGACGAGAAAGAUAGAACAGAUCAGAAAGGUGUGACCACACCAUCAACAGAGAGUGGACCUCCUCCAUACUUUACUGAUGGUUACAAUACACUAGAAUCCUCAGCAGACAAACCUAACUCUCUGGGCAAUAUGUCAGAGGACAGAACAGACAGAACUCCAGGUCAUGAGGAUGCAACACAAGAUUGGUCACCAGGUGCUGGUGAUGCAGCCACAUUAGAAGCUCAAAACAGAGGCAAAAAGUCAAAAGAAGAUAAAGAAAGAGAAAAGAGGGAAAAGGAAGAAGAAAAGAGAAGAAAAAAGGAAGAGGAGAAGGAAAGAAAACGAUUAGAAAAAGAAAGAAAACAAGGAAAAGGUGCUGAAGACAGAACAGAUAAAAUGGGUGAUGAAUCAGCAACAUUAGGUUUGAAUGGUGAACAUUACCCUGGAUCAGCUGGUCUUGAUUCUGGGAAGAUAACUGCAUUAGCACCACCAGAUGGAGCUGAUUCAAGAAAGGAUUUAGAACAACAGCCAAAGGCUGAGACAACAAUUGAUGAUUCUUAUAACAAUAUGGGUACUGGGCCUGGAAUUAGAAUUGCUCCCCCGCUGGUAUCAGAAAAACAAAGGUCAGUUGCCUCCCCUGAAACUGACAUAGAUGAUGGUGAUGAUGCUGAAAGAAGGAAAAGAGAGAAUGAUAAUAAAUUAGAUAGAGAUGAUGACCAUAAAUUGAGUAGAGAUGAUGGUCAUAGAAAGUCAGAUAAAUUUGAUGACGAUAAAAAGAAGGGUGACAAAUCUAAAAGAAAAGAGUCUGACAAAUCUAAAGACAAGAAGUCUGGUUUCUUUGGACGACUCAGGUCUCCAAAGGACAAGGAUUGCAAGAAAGGAAAGGGGAAGGAAACUGACAUUGAUUCUGCUCCAGGAAGUCCAACCAGCCCUGAUUCAGCAUAUCAGAAAGAGACAAUUGUCAAGGAAACCAAUGUAGUGGAAGAAACACAAAUCAGCAAUACUGUCCAACCUGCUGUUAAUGAAGCUUCUGAAACAGUCCGAGAGGUAGUGAUAACCGUGGUCGCUAAAGAAGAAACGAAAACAGACAUACCAGAAGUCAAAGUUCAAGAAAAAAUUGUAGAAACUAUCACAAACAAAGAUGCUCCUGAAAAGGUUAUAGAGGAAGUGGAUGGUCAUUGUGUAGGAAGAAACAGUAAUAAUGAUAUUGAGGAAGUGAAAGUAGUUACUGAGGAAAUAACAGCUGAAAAAGAAACAAAAGACGUUGAGAAAAUAAUGGAGAAUAAAGAAGUGGAAGAAAACUUAUCAGAUUUGUCUAAGUCUGAGGAAAUUAAAACUGUUGAGAGGAUUAUUGUUAAAGAGGAGACUGUAAUAGAGGAUAAGACAAUUAACAAAGAGGAGAAAGUUAAAAUAGAAAGCUGUAAUGGUCCUUUGAUUGAGGCUAUUGAAGAUGAAGUAUUUACUACCGAAGUACAUAAAACAGAAUCAGUGGGUCUCUCAGUGAUCAGUAAUCAUGUAGGAUCAGAGACGGGCAGUUUGAGUAGUGAUAGUAGUGAUGAUGAGGAGGUAUGUGGCUCUUAUCAUGUAGAAUCUCCUAUGGAAGAAACACCACCCAAAGUGAAAGUAGAAACCAUUGUAGAAGAGGAACAAAGUGAAAGUAGAGUUGAAGUUGUUAAUUGUAAUGAAACAGAAACUAUUCCAGUAACACAAACUCAAGUUGAAGUAAAAACAGAAAUUAAAGUAAUUGAGAGUCCUCUAAUAUCAGUGGAAGAAAAACAAACUGAGAAUGAAAUAGAAAUUGUGACUACAGAGGAGAAAGAUAUAGUGGACAGUAUAAAAGUUACUGAAACAGACACUGUAUCAGAAGUCAAGCAGGACAUCCAACCUGAAGUUCAGAAAGAUUUGUAUGUAUCAAAUGAUGUUCAGGGUGAAACACUAAAUAAUCAGGAGACAUUGGUUGAUGAUAAAAAGGAUAAUUGUGAGAGAAAGGUGGACGAAAAAAGAGAUUUUGAUGUUGUAGUUUCUGAACAAAAGUGUGUAUCGCCUGAUGGUAAUCAAGUUAUAUCACACCGUUCUGAGAGAACGACUGAAACCAUUCAAAAAGAGGUUUUAACACAUACCCGCAGAGAACUGAAGCCUGAAGAAUUUGAGAAAUACAAAAAAGAAAUAGAAGCCGCAGACAAAAAGAGCAGAAUGGGAUUACAAGAUGAAUUAGGGGAAGUUAGACAAGUCAUAGAAACUGUUGUUGUCACAGAUAUUAAAAACGAUAGUGGAAAUAUUGUAUCAGAGGAAAGAAAAGAAAAACCUGAAAUAGAAGAACCAAAGGAGGUAAAUGCACCUGUUGAAUCAGACGUAAAGAAAGAGGAGAGUGUUAUUGAGGUUAAAGUUGUCAAAUCUGAAAAUACAUUAGAAGAAAAUGUUAAAAAGAUGAAAUACAUUGAUGACAGCUCUGGUGAUAGUGUCAGUGAAAAGGUGAAAGAACAUGAUGAAACACCAGAAGUUAUAAAGCAGGUAGUUAAUGAGGAAGCUGGGAAUGAACAUGUUGCUCCUAAGCUGGAUAAAAAGGAGAGCAUGCGAUUGAAAAAAGAAGAGAAAGAAAGGAAAAAGAAGGAACUUGCUGAAGAAAAAGAAAGAAAGAAAAGGGAAAUACAGGAAGAAAAGGAGAGGGUAAAAAGGGAAAAGCUAGAAGAGAAAGAGAGGAAGAAGAAGGAAAAGGAAGCAGAAAAGGAAAAGAAAAAGAAGGAAAAGGAGGAGAAAAAAUCUAAGAAAAAUAAAAAGUCUGAGGUAGUUGUAGAACAAGGCAUAGAAGAGGUAACAGAUGGAAAUGUUGAAAAGCCAGAAUCAGAAAAAGAGCCGACUGUAGGGUCUGUGGAGAAGGUUGUAGAGGAGCGUGUUCCAACAGCUAUAGCUAUGGUCAUGGCAAAACAGAAGGAAGACGAAAAAAUGGAGGAAAUAAAUCUGAAAGAUGAACCAGCUGAAGAGGAAACACCAAAACCAGAAGAACCAGUUGUAGAAACAAAUAAAAAACAGAAAAAGCCAAAAAAAGAGAAAAAAGAAAAACAAAGUAAAAAGGAAAAGGAAAAGAAAACACCAAAAAAUAAGAAAAAGCAUAAAUCUACAGGUUGUUUUGGAGCGUCUGGUGAACUCAGUUCUGAUGAAGAAGAGAAAGUUGAGGAGAAACCCCCUGAGGAAGUAAUAGAGGAAAAAGUUCAGGAGGAGGAAGUGAAACCAGUAGAAGAGGUGAAAGUCAGUCCCAAACAGAAAGGGAAAGGUCUCGGUUGGGCUUUACCAGGGAUGGAUGAGUUGCAGAAGAAAGGAACAAAGCAUGAAGACAAGACUAAACGACAUAGUACUACCUCGUCCCAUUCAACACACUCUACUCACGACGACAACGCCAAAGCACCGAUAGCUGACCUCAUGGAAAUGCAGGAUCAAAAUAUGCAGAAUUUAGAACCUGUCGGUAUGAAUGAAGAAAAAACUACUGCAUCUGUACCAAAAGAUUUACCAGAACCAUGUGCUACAGAGGUUGAGGAAGUACGGGAAAUAAUUGAUCUUGUAGAGAAGACAGAAAAUGUUACGACUGAAGCAGCUAUUACAACUCCUGAGGUUGGACUGGGUAUGGAUGGAGGAGACAUGAUCAACCGAGUUUUACCUGAAGGAGAAGGUUCUAUAGAUAGAAGAAUGCAAUUUAUCCCAGUAACACCUCCAGUACAGGAGACUAAAGAUUCACUGAAGGGCCAUAGCAAUUCAACAAUGCCAUUUUUCGAUUCUGCGUCAGGAGAUACCCUUGGCAGAAAGGUACCACCCCCAGUUCCUCCAAAGGGCAUGAGGAAUGGAUUUUCGGAGGAAGACAGAUCAAUGCCAGACAUGCCACCAACUAUUCCUACAGAAAGUUUUACUUAUGAAAAUAAUACGGAUGACAUCCCUAUUUCAACGAAAAAUGUUCCUUUUGUAAAGACAAAAACACAAACAGUUACAUAUGAAAAAGACGGUUAUCCGUAUGAAACGGAAGAUGGAAUCCUGAUAAGUUCACAGUCCCAUAGUACACGAUCACAAACCAUUGAAACUACCACAUAUAAAACAGAAAAAGAUGGCAAAGUAGAAACCCGGGUGGAGAAAAAGGUUGUGAUUACAGAUGAAGGAGAUGAUGAUGAUUUAGAUCAUGAUGAUCUCUUAGCAGAAGCUAUCCGUUCAGUAACAGAAAUGAAUCCAGAUUUGUCAGUAGAAAGAAUAGAAUGUAUGAGACAGAUUGAAGAAGUGGAAAAAUAGAAAUUUUAGCAUUGGAUGCAAGUGUUGAAUGGAGUGCUUCAGAAGAGACAUAUGAUCUUUUAGUGCCUAAAGACUUGUUUAUUGCUCUUUAUAAAGACGUUGGCCUGUUAUAUUGUACUGAUGGUACUAAACCACAGCACCAGACUGGUUUAGAAAGAAUAUCGUAAAAUGUGAUAACAACCUUCCCUUUCCCAAACUAAUUAUAAUCAGUUAGUGGUAUUUUAAUGGGUAUUCAAAAUUAUAAGCAGUUUUACAGUUUGAUUUGAUUGUUUGAUAUUUUCAUUUGAUAAGUGUACAUGGACUGUCAUAAGUGUAGUUGCACCUAUCAUAUAUUAAACUGCCUUCAGUAGCUUAGAAUUCUGUUAAUUUCUUUAUGAAUAGUGUGGUUUCUGGGGGAUAAUUCAGGAUUGUUAAAAACAUUUUUUUUUCAUAAUAACAUUCAUUUGUUUAUUUUCUUCUAAUCCAGUCUGGUUUUAAAUGCAAUAAUUUAUAUGUGAAAGUGUUUAGUUUUUAUUGUUUUAACAUCAUUAUAGAUAAAUCAUGACAUAUUUUGUAUAGCUCAUCAAUUGUAAAGAAAAUCCAUUUUUAUCAUGCAUUUGUUUUAUAUAUGUUAGUCCAUUUAUUUUUUAUCUUUCGUUGAUCAACACAUUUGUGAAGAAGACAUAUAUGAUGAUACUUUUAAGAAAUGAGGUUCUGAACCUGAAUAUUCAUUAGUUUACAUUUAUCCAUGAAGCAAAAUUCAUUUAGGUUUGAUUCAAUUUUGUUUUUAAAUUUUAAAAGAAAAUUGAGGACUUUUUAUUUUUUGUUGUUAAAUUUAUUUAGAAAAAUGAGGAUUUUAAUAAUUGAACACAAAAUUGUAUUGAUAACAGGGAUGAGAGACCACUGAAAAUGGAAUUAAUAAUUAUACAUGAUAAAACAUUUAAAUAUUAUACAUAGAUAUAUUGUUACUGAAUAUAUCGUUUUAUAGUUUUUAUUAAAUUCUAAUUUUUUACAAAAAAGUGCAUUUUCUUAUCUGUUUUAUAAAUUCUAUAUGAAAAUGCUUAUUUUAUUUAUGAAUUAAUGUUGUGUGGGAGGCAGCCGGUACAAAGUUGAUUAUUAUUAUACAAAUAAAUUUAUUUUUUUUUGUAAAAAAAUAUAGUUAUAACAAUUUUUUUUAUGAAUUUGUAAAUUUGUCUUUGGUCAAAAAAUAUUUCUGUUUUUUUACCACAAGAAAUUAUUUGACAAAGUAAAUUGACAAAUCUAAUUAUAUAGACUAUUUUAUGUUGCAUUUUGCUCAAUGCUUGUUUCACUUCGACUUGCUUUAUGUUUUAAAAUAGAUGUAGCAUAGAUUUUGAAGCUUGAAAAACAUAAAGCCUUCUAUCUUGCUGUCUUUGUAGGUGAUAAGUCUGCGCCAUUCUUUUGAUCUCCUAAAAAUUUAUUUUUUAUGAAAUAUUUAUCAAGAUUUAAUUUUAAGCCAUUGAAAUCAGUGAGAACUGUUUUCCUUUCUUAUACAGGUUAUCCUGAAGCAGUCUGUAUUCUUUUCAUUAUGAGAAAAAGUGGGGACUACUUUUACUUGUACAUAUUUUUUUUACAUAAAAGAAUAUAUUUCACAAAUAACAUUAAAAGAUGUAUAUCUUCAGUAGCAGAAUGACAAACUUUCACACCCAUGUCAUUAUUGAGUUAUUGUUUAUAAAAUCACAUCAAAAACCUUUGAUAUUUUUUUUAUGUUUCAUAAGAUACAUGGAUACUAUACUACAAAAAGGUUAGAGUAAUUGAUAUUUUUGAUAUAUGGUAAGGAGUAAUCUCAGAUUUUAAUCAUUAUCAGUUUGAUGAAAUGAAAGUCAUUCUGCUGAACUGUCCUGUCAUAAACCUUCUGUAGUUGUCACACAUUUUAUGGUUGUUUUAAUUGUCGCCUUGAAAAGGCAUUAUUUAUUUUGUCUGUUUCCCACAUAUUAUAGCAGCUGUUCAGAACAUCAUUUUAUUCUUAAAAGCAUACUAAUAAAUUUUUAAAUGAC